CUGGGGGUCCGCGCUGCUCCCUGGGGCCGUUUGGAGGCGCGCUUACGGGGGCGCUGUGACUCGGCGGCUCUCUAUCACAACAGCGAUAAGGCAUCUCUAUGGUUCCCCCAUUUCCGCCCAUUGUCCGCAGCGGGCGCUGCGGAAAGCGGCCGUUUCCUCCCCGAGCCGGAAGUGCCGAAAGGGGGAGGUGGGGUUGCGGCGGUUUCCGAUUGGCUGCCGCGGUGGGCGUGGGCGGCGCUCACGUGAUGCUGCCGCGCAGCUGAUUGGCGGAGAGCUGUGCUCACGUGGCCGCCAGGCGCGGGAGCGUCACGUGCUUCCGGCUCGCUCCCCCGUGGCGCCCCACGUGCUUCACACCCACGUGGCCGCGGGGCGGGCGGGGGUCUUUGUGAUGAAUUUUGGGUUGAAUUCAGGCGGAUUUGGGUUCUGCCGCCCCGCAGGCAGCGCCGGGCCGUUCUUCCAAUGGUCGAGGGCGGUGAGGAUCCGAACCAACCUGGACCUGCUGCUGGAUUGGCUGCAGGCCGUGGGGCUGGGGGACAUCGCCGCCGAGUUCUUCCGCAAACUCUCGGCCACCGCCAACCUGCUGUGCACCCCGCGCAGCAGCCUCAGCAAGGCCACGUGGGCGCGGCUGAGGGCUGAGUACCCGGCGCUGAGCCCGGCGCAGCUGCACCACGUGCUGCGGCACUACCAGCUGGGCCCGGGGCAGGGCUACCCCGAGGGGUGGAGCCCCCCGCCCGAAGAACGCGACGCCGUGGCUUCCGGCGAUAUCUUCGAGAGCUUUUCGGACCACCCCCCCCUCCUGCUGCCCACCGACGGCUUCCAGCUGCGCCUUGGGGAGGCGGUGACGGACUCCGGCCUGCAGGCGGCGCUGUUCCGAAUCCGCAGGAUGCUGUGGGAACGCGAGGAGGGGGCGCUGCCCGCCAACCUCAGCGCCAUGGGGCGGGACGGGGGGGUCUGAGGGGGGG
Phasianus colchicus (ring-necked pheasant) is the source of this 962-nucleotide messenger RNA. NCBI's taxonomy places the organism in Eukaryota, Metazoa, Chordata, Aves, Galliformes, Phasianidae. The record is from RefSeq and is a predicted model, not a curated record.